UUGUCAAAUUAAUGACAGGAAACUAUCAAAGUUAAAAUCACUAUAAAAUCGUGUUCAGUGUUACUGUAAUUAGAGUUAUCUAAAUAAACUUUAAUAUUACCAUUCUUAGAAGUUAUAAUUUAAAUUUAAAAAAUGUCUUUUAAUAAUUAUGACGAACUCAGUCACACUGAAAUAUUCGAUUUGCUUAGACAAUGGCGUGAAAACAACGAAAGACGAAGCGAAGACGUAUUAUAUUUUUCCGAAGUUAUUGUUGAGGAUCCACUUCACAAGUUGGGUAGUGAGAAAUAUGUUGUAAUGGAGCAAGUCAUCUAUGCAGCUUUGGACUGCCACUACUACACUAUAGCUAAAUUAUGGAUAAUGAUGCUGUCGGAGGAGUUUCCAGGCAGCUUGCGAGUUUUAAGAUAUAAAGCAGCAUGCUUGGAAGCUGAAGAGAAGUAUGAAGAAGCAAUGGAAGUUUUAGAUAGUAUUAUAAAGGCAGAUGAAACAAAUUCUGCAGCUCGCAAACGACGUGUGGCUAUAUUGAAAGCUCAAGGUCUCAUCCAGGAGGCUAUUAAGGAACUGGUUGAUUAUUUAAAAAAGUUUAUGUCAGAUAUGGAGGCGUGGCAAGAGCUCUCAGAGUUGUACUUGCAAGUUCAAGAGUACUCCAAAGCAGCCUUUUGUGCUGAAGAAUUGAUACUGCAUCAACCACAUAAUCACUUGAUGCACCAACGCCUUGCUGAUAUACGUUACACUAUGGGUGGUGUAGACAACCUGGAACUGGCCAAGUCAUAUUACUGUCAAGCACUUAAACUGAACCCUGAUAACAUGAGAGCACUGCUUGGAUUAUUCUUGGUGACCAAUACCCUUCUGAGCCACUACAAGUCAUCGGGCAGCGCGAAACGCAAGGAAGCGUUCAAGCUCUCCCAGUGGGCUCAAUCGGAAGCUACAAAGAUACAACGCAAAGCACAGCCGCCGCCCACUAUACCAGCCUUGACCAAUAUGAUGCUGUCGCUAGCUGUGACUGAUUAAAAUGUAUUAGAAAAUAUAUAUUUAUAUAAAAAUAAUUAAGGUAUUUAGUGUUUAUAUACUUGUAGCAUUUGUAUAGUUAAUGGUUUUAAUUUUUCUUUCACAUGUUAUGUUACUGGCAAAAAGAGAUAGAGAAUGUUUAUUUAUUAGUAAGGUCAUAAGUAUAUGUAUUGUAUUGUGGUUCUUUUAAGACAGAUAUGGGGAUUUUCAGCAUCCAAUAUGAUGGUAUAUUUAAUAAAUAACAAUACCCAAAUUCAUGCUUGGUGGGUUGGUACAAAUUGAAGAAUUCAAUUAUCUGUAAUAUUCAAGAGUUUAUUUAUUAUACGAAAGAAAUGUUAAAUUUAAUUUAGGCAUAAAUAUGAAUGUGUAAUUAAAUUUACAUUUUUGUUUUCAUAUAUUGUAAUGUCAUCAAGUCAACUAAAUAAAUUUAAAU
Molecule: messenger RNA, 1438 nt
Organism: Vanessa atalanta (red admiral)
Lineage: Eukaryota; Metazoa; Arthropoda; Insecta; Lepidoptera; Nymphalidae
Product: ER membrane protein complex subunit 2-A-like
Exons: 7
Coding region: 133-1008 (291 amino acids)
Biological process (GO): protein folding in endoplasmic reticulum
Cellular component (GO): EMC complex
Molecular function (GO): protein binding
Source: RefSeq, a predicted model, not a curated record